Dictyostelium discoideum AX4 is the source of this 408-nucleotide messenger RNA. RefSeq lists its product as hypothetical. The coding region runs from base 1 to 408 and encodes 135 amino acids. The record is from RefSeq and is a predicted model, not a curated record. NCBI's taxonomy places the organism in Eukaryota, Evosea, Eumycetozoa, Dictyosteliales, Dictyosteliaceae. Gene Ontology annotation, molecular function: hydroxyisourate hydrolase activity. The transcript has a single exon. Gene Ontology annotation, biological process: purine nucleobase metabolic process.
AUGAAUCCAAAAGAAAGAAUUUCAAUCAUUUCAAAUCAUUUAACAAUGUCAGAUACAUCAUCAAAUUUAAAAACACAUUCAACAAUAUCAACACAUGUUUUAGAUACAACCACUGGAUUACCAGCAAUGGAUAUGAAAGUUAUAUUAGAAAAAGAUAAUGGUAAUGGUCAAUAUAUAACAAUAAAAAGUGUUUUAACCAAUUCUGAUGGUAGAUCAAGAGAAUUUCCAGAAUUAGAAAAUGGAAUUUAUAAAAUUACUUUCUUUACAGAAGAAUACUUUAAAAAUCAAAAUGUUUCAAAUUAUUUCUUUCCAAAAGCAAGUGUUGAUUUUAUAAUUAAUCAAGCAAAACAUUAUCAUGUGCCUUUAUUAUUAUCACCAUAUAGCUUUUCAACUUAUAGAGGUAGUUAA